CAGCGUUCAAUCUCACUGCCUUCUUUGUGUUUGUGGUUGGUGUUAUCUGAGCACGCAACGCCUUGCUCACCCUGGGGCGUUCAUAAGCCAAAUAAUUUGUUUUCCGCGACGCAGCAGAACUGUUGUACCAUGUCUGUAGGACUGGAGCCCGGUUUCUCCAACGACGAGGUGCUGAGCCUGCGUUACCCGCUUCAUCGCGCGUGCAGGGAUGGAGACGUCGGCGCGCUGUGCUCUCUGCUCCAGCGCUCCUCUAACCAGGCGGACCUGGCUGCCGAGGACUCGUUUUACGGCUGGACCCCUAUUCACUGGGCAGCACACUUCGGGAAGCUGGAGUGUGUUAUGAGGCUGGUGCAGGUGGGAUGUGAAGUGAAUUCAUUGACCACACGGUUUGCCCAGACCCCGGCUCACAUUGCUGCAUUUGGAGGACAUCCAGAAUGCCUGCUGUGGCUCUUACACACAGGGGCUGAAAUAAACAGACAGAGUUGA
Sinocyclocheilus anshuiensis is the source of this 486-nucleotide messenger RNA. Its product is annotated as ankyrin repeat domain-containing protein 10-like. The transcript has 3 exons. Gene Ontology annotation, molecular function: protein binding. The coding region runs from base 130 to 486 and encodes 118 amino acids. The record is from RefSeq and is a predicted model, not a curated record. Lineage: Eukaryota; Metazoa; Chordata; Actinopteri; Cypriniformes; Cyprinidae.